ACUUGUCACAUGACUAAAACAACAAGAGGAAGUUUUGUCUGCAAAAUGAAUUUAAAAAUUUGAUAUUUUUGGUGAUUUAAGUUAUUAGAAAGCUCUGAAAAUGCCUGGAAGUGAUUCAGAUGGGGUUUGUGCGACAGGAGGUCAAGUGGAUGAUUUGACCAUGGCAUUGAUUGAUGCAGCAUUUGACCGUAGUGAGGACUGCCAGGAAAUUAUUUCUUCAUCUAUAUUCAACCUUGGCAGAAAGAAGCCAGAAUUGGUUCUCAGCUCAAGCUAUAGUUACCUGAAAAAACAUUCCAAGUUAGCUCAAGGUCACAGAGUGGUGAUACUACAAUGUAUGGAGAGAAUUAUUCAUGAAGAGUUAGAGGUCCUCGAUAAAGACCUGUGUAUAAACCUGAUAAAACAAGGGUCUGAAGAACUCACUGAGUCUAAGGAUGUGGUUCCGGAGUGGCAGACAGCUGCUAGUGGUGUUUUGGUAGCUCUCGGGAAGAAAUACUGCAAUGAGGUGAUGGAGGAGAUGUUACAAAAGUUUCAGCCAGGGGCACUACCUCAUUUCUUUGUUGUACAGACAAUCGCCAAUCUAUGCUCUGUUAAUGUAUAUGGUAUGGUACCCCACCUGACGGCAGUUCUAGGUACAAUGUUACCUAUGUUGGGUAUGGCCAAACAGGACAACAUGAGAUGGGUGUUUUCAUCAGCAAUGUCAAAAUUCAGUGAGGCAAUCAUCGAGUAUAUAGCGAACAUAGAUAAGGCACCGGACCCCACAGUAAAGAAGGAAAUGUUUUCUGCCGAGAUUUUCUCUGCUUAUGAUGUUAUCUUCAAUGUGUGGAUCCAGUCCAAGGAGAUGAAGUUGAGAUUGGCCAUUGUUGAAGCACUAGGUCAUAUGACCCACCUGAUGGCUCGAGACAAACUAGAAGAACAGUUACCACGGAUACUGGCGGGAAUUUUGGGCCUGUACAAACGUCAUCCAGAGCCAUUCCAUAUCACACAGGGUCUAUGUAGUGUGUUGGAUGCAGUGUGUGAAGAAGGCAGCACUAUCCUGGAACCUCACCUGGAACAUGUCCUUAAUGCUCUCUUUCCACAGGUUUUUGCUCCAGUAGAUGUGACCAACCCUUUAAGUAUGAAGAACCACAAUGAGGUUCUACGAUGUUUUGCUGUCAUUGCCCGGUCAUUCUCUGGAAAACUGACUGGAAUUCUGUUACAAAAACUUGACCAGAACAACGAGAAAAUUAAAAUUGGAAUUCUGACAAUAUUCAAACAUCUUAUCAAUGCAGCAGCACCAUCUAUGGAAGACAAAAAGGAAGUGGUGUUGUCAGGGUUGAAAGGUGUCACUCAGGAACACAGUAAUAAAGUGAAGAAAGUGUUUGCUCAAAUUGUUAUAGCAAUGGGUCACCAUGGUUACAUGGAGCUAGAGGGUGGUACACAGAUGAUAGAGUUUAUUGUGACACAGUGCUCAUCACAGGAUGAACCACCAGGUACGAAGAGAUCACCUGACCCUGAGCAUGUGACCAAUGUUCAGUUACGACAGAUGUGUGACCAUGUGUUACAAUUACUCACAAAUACUGUCGAACAAAUGGAAAAUGUUUUAUGGCCAUACUUGCUGGAGCUUGUGGUACCAGAGAAAUACACGGAGGGUGCAGGGGUUGUGUGCCGUUGCCUAGCAACCAUUGCUAACAAGAAAAGAGAAGAGAAUGCUGAUGAUUAUGAACUUGACUAUGAGACUCAAGCCAAUUUACCAAAGCCAGCAGCUGUGAUAGCAAGACUUGUGACAUUAGCUGGAAGACCACAGAAUGGGAGACAGAGAGGUGUUCAUGUACUGAACCUGAUGAAAGGGCUGUCCCCUAAUCUACAUGAUAAUCUUGUUGAACUGUGGGACACUGUGAUACCAAAAUUAGUGCAAUACCUAGAAGAUCCUGACAAGCAGGAGGAAUGGUCUCAGAAGAACUGGGAGGAUUUGUUACUGAAGAUGUUGUCUAAAUCUCUCGAUGUUGUCGACCAUGAGGAGUGGAUUGCAGAGUUUGGUGAGGCCCUUGCCAACCAGAUACCUAUGUAUAGCAAAUAUUCAGAGGAAAAGAAUUUCCUGUACAAGUGUAUUGGGAUUGUCAUGCGCAAAUCAACAAAGAAGGAUUUUGUGAACAAAAUGUUAGAUCAGGUGUUUGGUACAGUCAAGCAUACCGACCAAACUGAGAGAGAGGGAUGUGCUGUAAGUUUAGGAUUCUGCGCUACAUCUCACCUGGAUGCUGUAUUGACCAAACUAGAGACAGUAACUAAAACAGACAUGGCACAGAAAAAAUCUGGAAUGUUCAGCUUCAUGAAGGGUGACGCAAAGUCCGAAGCUGAUAUAGAGAGGAUUAAGGCAACACUGAUGUUAUGUUAUGGUUAUGUAGCCCUUUAUUCCCCACCUAGUCUCAUCAUAUCCAGAAUGGAAGCAACAAUACUCCGAUCUCUUACACCACAUUUUGCCAAUGUCAAGGACACAAGUGUGAAGCAGAAUUUAAUCCGAGCUGUGAAUCAGAUUGGUCAGGCUUUACAUCCCAGCCAUCUUGGACAGACAUAUAAUUUCUCCAACAGAGGAGAGUUCCUGACACACCUGCAGUCAUACAUGCAGCUAGAGAGUACACAGAAUAUCGGAAAUGAAACACGCGCACUUGCUAUGAAAUCGUGUACAACCCUUGUCAAAUUAGAUCCUAUAUUAAACGAUGCAGACAUGUUUGAUUUGGUUAAGACGGCAACAGACUGCGUUUUUCAGCUUCCACUAGACGGUGGUUUUACACCAAAGAAAGGCCGUGAUCAGGCAGCAGAUCAGUUGGAGACUGAGGUGUUAAUGGAGGGGACAGAAGAGGCACUCGAGGAACUACUGACAGAAUUACUCACUAAAGACUGCACCCCUAAUGCAUUUGACAGUAUACUUAAGCAUUUGGUACCAUGGUUUUUAUCUCUACAUGAUCAUGAGAGACAACGGGCAAUGAAAACAACACAUGUAUUACUGAAGUUCCUGUUAGAAAAUAUGGACAGUAGCAAGAAGCACAAGUACCCACAUGAACAUGUACUGCUGGCAAGACUUGUACCUCGAUGUUCUGACCCUUGUAUUGAAGUGAGACAGAUGAGCAUGGAUUGUAUACAGGCCACUUUGUUAGUAGCCCAGAGAUGUGAAGGGUUAGGAGCGGAUCAUAAAGAUCCAAUGGUAGAAGCACUACCAACACUAAAGGAAAGAUUACAAAAAGGAGAUCCAAAUGUUCUCUAUAGUGUGGUUAAUGAUUUAUCAAAGGUUAUAUCUAAGAAGUUGCCCUCUGACCAGCUCAAACCUUUCAUUGAGAUUAUACAGGAAGGACUCCUGGACCCGCAGUCCCACAGCUCCUCUGGGGCAUGUGUCGUUCUUAAUGGAAUCAUGAAAAAUAGGGGAACAGAGCUUCAAAAAGAGGUGGAGAACAUCCUGAGCUCUGUCCAUGGCAAGUUGUUCCAGAUCCAGUUUCCUCAGACUAAGACAGGUGCUCUAAGAACCAUCAGAACACUAGCACAGCAUCAUCUUCUGUUGGUGCUAAAAUCAUUGUUAAACUAUCCACUACCUUACGAUGAAAAUGUGGUAGAAAUCUGGAAGAUCCUGUCACAAGAUACACAGAUUGUUGCAGUGAUGCUAGACCACAUGUUAGAACUGUAUCAGAAGAGCUUGCCGUAUGAGGAGAAAGCACAGGAGGGCCGAGAACCAGUCCGAAAGGCAACACAAGUACCUCUAGCUAUAACUUGUGCCUUAGUUGAGAUAUUUCAAGUAGAGGAAACUGAAGAUCAGGUGAAGAAGAACUACCAUCGAUUGUUUGCUGCACUGAUGGUUAGAAUGGGCUCCAGUGUAGGGGUUGAACCCCUUAAACAACAAGUGCAAGAGAAAGAUCCCAAAGAUAAGAAGAAAGGUGCUCCACCACCUAACCCCAGCAAGCAGGUUAAACCUAGCAGUGUUGCAGUAGAAGCUUUCAGGAAGUUUCUAGAGAUCACAAAGAGUGAGGAUAUACAGGAAGUACUAGAUACUGAGGAAUGCUGGGAAAAAUUUGAAAACAAAGAUGAAUAUCCUGAAGGCAUCAACACUCUUACAACAGCAUUGAUUAAGAGCACAGUAGGCGGAGAGUAUGUGUCAAAAAUUGUGGCCAGUUUGACUUCAGUCCUGUCCAGUUUAUAUGAUCCUCAAAGAAUAGUGGUAGCUGCAUUCUUUGCAGAGCUUGUGAAUCAAAAGUGUAUGGGUGAUGAUGAUUUGAUUGAACUAGUGAUGAACAGUUUAUUGGGUCGACUCGUGGAUUCCUCACAUGUGGUUAGACAAAUGUGUAUACGUGGACUUGGAAAUGUUGCUAGCAUAGGGAAAACACAGGUUCAGCACUAUUCCACGACAGUUUUGUCUGCGAUGAUGGCGGGUAUGGAUGAUAAGGAGGACCCGGAGGAUGAUAUAACUGUAGAGGCUAUGAGCGGACUGUCUAGAGUACUAACGGAGAUUGAUGAAAGCCAUAUACGUGCAAUACUUAUAAAUGUAGCUCUUAGAAUCAGGCCAUGCUUUGAAAGGGAUAAAGCCAAUGUACGUGCACAGUCUAUAAUAUUGUUUGGAAAUUUAUCUGAGUUUGGAGAUGGCCCAUCAAAGCAGCCAUUCUUGGAGCAAAUACACAGCAACUUUGUCAGUCUUCUGCUUCAUCUUAAUGAUCCAGACAUGGAAGUGAAAAAGGCUUGCAAAUACGCACUGAGAAAGAUUGGUGCUCUGAUAGGGUCCGAGCAAAUCAACACAAAGUUUCAGAAACUGUUGCUGGAUGAUGCAAACCUGCAUUAUGGAGAAUUCAUGAAUGAUCUUUCCAAAUUAAUUAUCCAAGAUUUCCCAGAGAAGGUGAAUUUCUAUGUGAUGGGCUGUGUGUCUUUCUAUAAGAGUAUGUGGCCUGAAAUCAAGAGUAAUGCAGCAUUGUUUACAGGGUUUCUACUUGGUAACUUGCCAGAGGAUAAACAGGGUGUUAUUUCUAAGGAGCAUGUAUGUGCUGCACUGAUAUUACUGUUGAAGGACCCUACACCAGCAGUUAGGUCUGCAGCAGCAGAGGCAAUUAGCUUGCUGGAUAAAUAUUAACAAUUGCAGGAAAGUGACAAUGUUAUCAGGAAGUAGAACUAUUGCCUUAAGAGCUUUUACAAGAGGCACAGCAACUACAAAGCGAGACACUAUUUUGUGAAACAAAUUCACAUGAUUUUUGGUCAACCCUGCACUUUAGAUAAAAAUAAAAAUUGCAUGGGUGGGAUAAAAAUGUCGGUAUGCAGGAAAAGUGCAUGAAUGUCGAUUCUAUAACAAGAUAUAAACCUUAAGCAUGAGAUUUAAUAACAUGACUAUUUUUAAGUUCCAGUGAGCAGUAAGAAUUCCUUAGUAAGACUACUUGAUAACCACAAAGUUUUAAUUAUUACAAGGGGACCAAAUAAUAUUUUCUCAUAAGUCUUACCAAGUGUGAGCAAAAACAAAGUAUUUAUUGUUUUAUAUUUGUUUAUUUGAUAAUUGGUUAACUGUUAGAAGUAAUAUUUUUAAUCUGUUAGAAUAUUGUUUUAUAUUUCAUCUCUAAGAUAAACACUUUCAGCUUUAAGUGUAAUGUUUAUUUUGUUUUAAGUUCUUGCAGUUGUUAGGAUAUUUUUGUGAAGACAUAACAUUGUCAUGUGUUCAUGACUGGUUAAGACACAAUUUCAUCUUUACAAUAGCUUUGCACUGAGAUGACAAUCAUUUUCAGAGUAUGGGCAUCAGUUGGAGAAAAUACUUGAAAAAAUGUUUUUUGCAAGCAGUGUUAUUACAUAUCAUGAUUUGUGCAGUAUUUUGUACUGUAAAAUUAUAUCCUAAAUUUAUUUCUAGCUUGUUUAAGUUUCAAACUGAUUAAGAAAAUGAAGAUUUUUCAUAUGUAAAUACUUCCCAUUCAACAUGUAGUAGCAUCUUGCUGAUAUGUUUUGGGUAAAUGUGAAGUCCUUUUCAAGUUUGUGAAAGCUUGCACCUUGUGCAAAUGACCUCUAGUAUAUACUUAUUACAAAGUAUUUCUGUAAUAUACAAAAUUAUUAAAAGGGAAAAAACAUCCAAGAUGUAUUUCCAAAUAUCUAAAAUUGAUUUUCACUAUAAUGUUUGGUACUACCAGUAAUAUGAAUUUUACUGGUACAUCAGAAUCUGUGAAAACCCAUGCAUUCAAAUGUAUAUAUAUAUCACCUGGGUGUUGUAAAGACCCAAUAAAAGAAAAAGUGUAGAGUAAGGCAGUCUACAAGUAUAUAUUUAACAUGUCAACUUUUUCAUGAACCUUCAGUUCAGUAUAUGUUACAUUUAAUGUGUUAUUUUAAUUUAUUUCCAUAUAUAACAAAAUUUCACUUAGUAUAGCCUAAAUCCUUUUUAGUAGUUUUAAUAUAGAACGAAAGUUGUAUGUCAUGUAUUGUAAAUGCAUAUGUAUAGGUAGAUACAUGUAUAUGUAGGAAAUAAAGCCAUAAUGUAAUUGUGAUAUAAACAUCAGUGUAGUUUCAUCAUUGACAUUAUUUCAAGUAUAAAAAACAUUUGUUAAUUUGACUUGCUCUGUAAUAGGUAAAGAAAGAAGGAAUUUUGAUGUUAAAGCAGAAAAAGCUUACAUGAAUAAAAGAAUGUUACAUUUGUGUCUUUCCACAUUGAAUUUAUUAAACUUGUUGAAUAUAAAUCCUCGCAUUUUAUUAAUUCAUUCAGCUUGUUUAAUAAAUGCAGUUUGAAAAGACAGCCAUGUGACAGGCAGAUUUGAAAUUACCCCGUUUGUUUAAACAUUAUUCCAUACCUCAUGUUUUUAUUUCAAUGUAAAUGAGAUAUGAAACCAAAAUUUGUAGUCCUGUUUGGCGCCAUAUAACCUAUACUGUGUUGGUGCGCGGUAAAACCCAAAUAAAAUAAAAAAUAAGUUAAACAUUGUUACUUGCUAACAUUGUUUACAGAUGAGCCUUGAAACUAAAAUAUCAUCCUUUACAAAUAUAUGCUCAUUAUUUCACAUAUAUGUUUAGGUGUAUUGCAAUUUUCAAAAUUACAUUUAAUAUGUACAAUAUAUAAAGUAAUGGUAAUUUUUUUUUACUUAUGAUGUUGAUUUUUCUAAUUGAUGCCAUUGAUUCAGCCUGUGAUUGUUUGUUUAGCAGUAGAAGUGUGAUUUCUAGGAUUAUUGUAUAAUAUAUUGCAGUUUAAAGAGAUGUUAAUGAUUAUUCACUUUAUAUUUAUGUCUGGUAUAAAAAAAACCUAGCCAAAACUGUGCAAUAAAUACCUACACAACGCUUC
Mercenaria mercenaria is the source of this 7246-nucleotide messenger RNA. Its product is annotated as maestro heat-like repeat-containing protein family member 1. The record is from RefSeq and is a predicted model, not a curated record. The coding region runs from base 101 to 5080 and encodes 1659 amino acids. Lineage: Eukaryota; Metazoa; Mollusca; Bivalvia; Venerida; Veneridae. The transcript has 39 exons. Gene Ontology annotation, cellular component: cytoplasm.